Motacilla alba alba is the source of this 14889-nucleotide messenger RNA. It is a transcript of the gene ZNF521, whose product is annotated as zinc finger protein 521. The transcript is spliced from 8 exons. Lineage: Eukaryota; Metazoa; Chordata; Aves; Passeriformes; Motacillidae. The record is from RefSeq and is a predicted model, not a curated record. Bases 35 to 4126 code for a protein of 1363 amino acids. Gene Ontology annotation, molecular function: RNA polymerase II transcription regulatory region sequence-specific DNA binding; DNA-binding transcription factor activity, RNA polymerase II-specific. Gene Ontology annotation, cellular component: nucleus. Gene Ontology annotation, biological process: regulation of transcription by RNA polymerase II.
CCCUCCUCCGCUCCCUCUCUCUCGCCUUUUAAUCAUGCCCCUCUGUCUGUGUGUGAGUGCAGGCAGGCUGACAAUGAUUUCCUCAGUGAUUACGUACAGAGCGAGUCCCUGCGGGUUAGGGGCCCCCUCUGGAGCCAUCCUGAUGGCUUUGGGGGCCUUGCUUCCAUUUUCCAUUAUUAUGUGGACUACCGGAGCGACAGCGCAGUCCAAGACCUUGCAGCUGUUUGCUUUUAGGAUGUCUCGCCGCAAGCAAGCUAAACCAAGAUCACUCAAAGAAACUCAGAUUCUAGAAACAACCAGUUGUAUGAAGCCUUGGGGUUGGCGGAGGAGGAAAAGAGUAGAAGAAAAUGAAACAGAGGACCAUCAGGCAGGUGUGGGACACACAGCCGCACAGACUGACCCUAACUGUAAACUAGAAGACAAGGCAGAAGAUGGAGAUGUGCUAGACUGUAAGAAAAGGCCGGAUGAAGGGGAGGAGUUAGAAGAAGAAGCUGUGCACAGCUGUGACAGCUGCCUCCAGGUGUUUGAGUCACUGAGCGAUAUCACAGAACACAAGAUUAAUCAAUGUCAACUGACAGACGGAGUGGAUGUUGAGGAUGACCCCUCUUGCUCAUGGCCAGCAUCAUCACCUUCUAGCAAGGAUCAGACUUCCCCAAGCCAUGGAGAAGGCUGUGAUUUUGGAGAAGAGGAAGGAGGCCCAGGUUUGCCCUACCCGUGCCAGUUCUGUGACAAGUCGUUCAGCCGCCUCAGCUACUUAAAGCAUCACGAGCAAAGUCACAGUGACAAGCUCCCUUUCAAAUGCACGUAUUGCAGCCGCCUCUUCAAACACAAACGGAGCAGGGACCGCCACAUAAAGCUUCACACGGGAGACAAGAAGUAUCACUGCAGUGAGUGUGAUGCGGCGUUCUCAAGGAGCGAUCAUCUUAAAAUUCACUUAAAGACUCAUACGUCCAACAAGCCAUAUAAGUGUGCCAUUUGUAGACGUGGGUUCCUGUCAUCUAGUUCACUGCAUGGACACAUGCAGGUUCACGAGAGGAACAAAGAUGGCUCCCAGUCCGCUUCCCGGAUGGAGGACUGGAAAAUGAAAGACACUCAGAAAUGCAGUCAGUGUGAAGAAGGCUUUGAUUUUCCUGAAGACCUUCAGAAGCACAUUGCAGAAUGUCACCCUGAGUGUUCCCCUAAUGAAGACCGAUCUGCUCUUCAGUGUGUUUACUGUCAUGAACUCUUUGUAGAGGAAACGUCCCUAGUAAAUCACAUGGAGCAGGCUCAUAAUGGUGAGAAGAAGAAUUCAUGCAGCAUUUGCUCUGAGAACUUUCACACUGUGGAGGAGCUGUAUAGCCACAUGGACAGUCACCAGCAGCCAGAGUCGUGCAACCACAGCAACAGCCCAUCUUUGGUAACUGUGGGGUACACAUCAGUCUCUAGCACUACCCCAGAUUCAAAUCUCUCGGUGGAUAGCUCAACAAUGGUGGAAACAGCUCCUCCUAUACCAAAAGGUCGUGGAAGGAAGCGGGCAGCUCAGCAAGUGCCAGAUAUCACUGGUCCUUCAAGUAAGCAGGCAAAAGUUACUUACAGCUGCAUUUAUUGCAACAAACAGUUGUUUUCCAGCCUUGCGGUUUUGCAGAUACACCUGAAAACUAUGCAUUUAGAUAAACCCGAACAAGCCCAUAUCUGUCAGUAUUGUUUGGAGGUAUUGCCUUCUCUCUACAAUCUGAAUGAACAUCUUAAGCAAGUCCAUGAAGCUCCAGACCCAGCACUGAUUGUUUCUACCAUGCCUGCCAUGGUCUACCAGUGCAACUUCUGCUCUGAAGUGUUCAAUGACCUCAACACCCUCCAGGAGCACAUCCGAUGUUCUCAUGGAUUUGCCAACCCUGCUGCUAAGGACAGUAAUGCAUUCUUUUGUCCCCAUUGUUACAUGGGAUUUCUUACAGAUUCUUCCCUGGAAGAGCAUAUUAGACAAGUCCAUUGUGAUCUUAGCAGUUCCCGUUUUGGUUCUCCUGUGCUCGGAACCCCAAAAGAUCCAGUGGUGGAAGUGUAUUCUUGUUCUUACUGUACCAAUUCUCCAAUAUUUAAUAGUGUUCUUAAACUGAACAAGCAUAUCAAGGAGAACCAUAAGAACAUUCCUUUGGCGCUGAAUUAUAUCCACAAUGGGAAAAAGUCCAGAGCCAUGAGUCCAUUAUCUCCUGUAGCCAUUGAGCAGACCUCUUUAAAGAUGAUGCAGGCAGUUGGAGGUGCUCCUCCUCGUCCUGCUGGGGAAUAUAUUUGUAAUCAGUGUGGUGCUAAGUAUACUUCCUUGGAUGGUUUUCAGACUCAUUUGAAAACACAUCUUGACACUGUCCUGCCAAAACUGACCUGCCCUCAGUGCAACAAGGAAUUUCCAAAUCAGGAGUCACUGCUGAAGCAUGUUACCAUUCACUUCAUGAUCACCUCAACCUACUACAUCUGUGAAAGCUGUGACAAGCAGUUCACGUCUGUGGAUGACUUGCAGAAACACCUACUAGACAUGCAUACGUUUGUGUUCUUCCGCUGCACCUUGUGUCAAGAGGUUUUUGACUCCAAAGUCUCCAUUCAGCUGCACUUGGCUGUGAAGCACAGCAAUGAGAAGAAGGUAUACAGAUGUACAUCUUGCAACUGGGAUUUCCGCAACGAGACUGAUCUGCAGCUUCAUGUGAAACACAACCACCUGGAGAACCAAGGCAAAGUACACAAGUGCAUCUUCUGCGGUGAAUCCUUUGGUACGGAGGUGGAGCUGCAGUGUCACAUCACUACACACAGCAAGAAGUACAACUGCAAGUUCUGCAGCAAAGCUUUCCAUGCUAUCAUCUUGCUGGAAAAGCACUUGAGGGAAAAACAUUGUGUUUUUGAAACGAAAACUCCAAACUGUGGAACAAAUGGGGCAUCUGAGCAAGUUCAGAAGGAGGAAGUAGAACUCCAGACGUUGUUGACAAAUAGCCAGGAGUCCCAUAACAGCCACGAUGGCAGUGAAGAAGAUGUGGACACAUCUGAGCCUAUGUAUGGCUGUGACAUUUGUGGUGCAGCUUAUACCAUGGAGACUCUCCUGCAGAAUCACCAGCUGCGUGACCACAACAUUCGACCUGGAGAAAGUGCCAUAGUGAAGAAAAAGGCUGAGCUCAUUAAAGGGAAUUACAAGUGUAAUGUGUGUUCUCGAACAUUCUUCUCUGAAAAUGGGCUUCGAGAGCACAUGCAGACACACUUGGGACCAGUGAAACACUAUAUGUGCCCAAUCUGUGGCGAGCGGUUUCCGUCUCUUCUGACUCUUACUGAACAUAAGGUCACACAUAGUAAGAGCCUGGACACUGGAAACUGCAGGAUUUGCAAGAUGCCCCUCCAGAGUGAGGAGGAAUUUUUAGAGCAUUGCCAAAUGCACCCUGACCUGAGGAACUCCUUGACGGGGUUCCGCUGUGUGGUGUGCAUGCAGACAGUGACCUCCACGCUGGAACUGAAAAUCCAUGGCACGUUCCAUAUGCAGAAAACUGGAAAUGGUUCUGCUGUGCAGUCCACAGGACGUGCACAGCAUCUCCAGAAACUGUACAAGUGUGCGUCUUGCCUGAAGGAAUUCCGUUCGAAACAGGAUUUAGUGAAACUUGACAUCAACGGUCUGCCAUAUGGUCUGUGUGCUAGCUGUGUUAAUCUCAGUAAAAGUGGUAGUCCAAGUGUCAACAUCCCUUCAAGCAGUAACAGACAAGGCAUGGGCCAAAAUGAGAACUUGAGUUCCAUUGAGAACAAAAGCAAGGCAGGGGGACUGAAGACUCGCUGUUCUAGUUGCAAUGUAAAGUUUGAAUCAGAAACUGAGCUCCAAAACCACAUUCAGUCAAUCCACAGAGAGCUUGUUCCAGACAGCAACAGUACACAGCUGAAAACACCACAAGUAUCUCCAAUGCCUAGAAUCAGCCCCUCCCAAACUGAAGAGAGAUGGGGGUCACAAAAUUCAGACGCUGUGGAGAGCUGUUGGCUCCUUGAAACUCAACUUCUCCGACCUAAGAUGAAUCCAGAAACGGUAUCACCCUGGGAGAAAGAACGGAGCUCAGAGGCUUCAGAUGAGGAACUUGGAGAGGCAUCUUCCUCACACCCAUGGAAAACUUUUCAGGAGAGGAUGAAAGGAUAACAUGUUCUCCAAAAUUUUCAAGAGCACUAAACCAAGAUUUCCAUAAAAUGAACCAGGGUUGGGGGGGUGGAAUGUGUGCUUGAAGAAACACAGAAGAACUGGAGAGGGACACAGGAAUGUGGAUGAAGUCUUUAAGGAUCCCUAUAGAGGGCAAAUGUAGAUUCAGCAAAGCUUUCUGAGACAAAACAUCCAUGAGGUGUAUGGUCCUACAGCUCAGCCAUGCAGCCAACUGUCCUCUUGGGGCUUUCCCUGUACUCGUACCUGCUGGCCAACUGGCUGGUGUGGAAUGCCACAAUUUCUGCACAGCCCCACAGGAAAAUCACAGUAGUGAUGAGUGUUUGUAUUCUGAUCUCAGAACUGGGUAGGAACUAGAAGAAAUUUCACACAAUUUUCUAGCCUGAUCAUCUUUAGGAACAAGACACAGAAAAUCACUACAUAUCUCUAUUUGUCUGCUGGUUUGCAUACCUCUAGAGGAUUCUCUCACUUCUACCUCUUAUUUUUGGACUACUCUUGGCCAAUUUCAGGGAAAAAUUCAUAGAUUAAUAGUAAUCUCAAAGCCUAUGAAUUGUUACAAUGCUUGGGAAGAGAGCUGACCCAGCAGGUAACAGAAUCCAAGUAGGAAAGAGGCCCUUAAGAGAUCCAAACCAGGAAGAUGGCUGUAGCUGAAGUUUAUACCUGCUUUAUAUGCGAAAGUCAAGUGAACACAAGACAUGAAAUUAUAGGAGGAAACUAUGAUCUGUUCUUUGUGAGACUCACAGGCCAGCUUCUUAAGUGACUGUACAUGAGAACUGUUUUUCACCACAACUCAAUAAAGUUGUUAUAUAUGAUGUGUGUAUUACUUUGUCUCGUACAACAAACAUAACACCCAGAUUUGUUACUCUGUCAUGAGGGAAAUAAAAUGGGCUAACCAUUAAUUUAAAAUGGGUAUGAAGCCCCAGUUCUGCUUGUUUCAUGAAGUUAUAGAAAAUGAACAUAAGAAAACCACCUGACAUGCAUCUUGUAGUAUCUUGUUAAAGGAUCCUGUUCUUUGACCUGUCAGAGCUCUGUGGGAGCUGAUAGUUGAUUUUGUGCCUGGCAGUUCAAAACUGUGAGAUACCUUUUUUUCCUGCCAAAGCCAUCUUUCAUUUUUACUGUUUCCUGCACUGUAUUAUAGCUUAUUGGGUAAAUAUGACCGGUACUAUUUUAUACAGAAUAUUUUGCUGGGUAUGACAGCAGAGAUGUGUCUCUUGGUAAUACCCACCCUUACCGUGUGACAUUCUAGGACAAGAAGCAGAGGAGACAAAUGGACACAGAGGAGGUUCCCUCUGAAUAUCAGGAAAUACUUCCAGGGCAACCAAGCAGAGGUUACCUAGACAGGUUGUGUAUCCUUUUGAGAUACUCACAACUCAUCUGGAUGUGGUCUGGCUCUAGGUGACCCUUUUUGAACAGGAGGACUGGACCAGAGGAUCCCCAGAGAUCAACCUCAGCCAUUUUGUUCUUCUGUGGUUUCUACCCAUCUUUGGGCCCAUCUGCCAGAUGUAUGUUGAUGUUACCCUGUUCCUUGGUGGAUAAACCUUUGUUGCUGGUAUAUGGCUCCAUAAGUCAGUGAAUAAAAGGGCAGGGCCCUUCCUGAUACUGAGCAUCUCAGUUCAGUCCUACCAAUAAUAAUGUGCAUUUCUGGGAAUCAUUUUUAAUGCCUGUGAAAUGCCUUUGAAGAGUGUCUUAGAAAUACUGCCACUUAGAAAUGCAGCCAUUUCAAAGUGACUUUCUGCUUCUGUACUCAAAAACAAGGUGGGAGGUAGGAGAGAAUAGAGCUAUUUAUCCCCUUUGAUUAUAUGUCCACAGUUUUGGUGUCCUGUGUUGGGAUACAUUUCCUGUUUUUUGCUUAUUAUUCAGAUGUUUCACAGCAUUCUGUCUAAAAAGGUACAUCUGAUGGCUUUUCGUAUCUGGAAGGCCACCUCUUUCUCUCUACAUUUUCCAGUAGGAAACAGGGUGGGUCACCAACAAGGAAUGAUCUGAGACUUCAAGUUUCCAGAUUUCCUUCUGUGUUUGUUUUACUAUUGCUACAACAGUCCUCUUGUCUUCUGCUCUGAUGGCUGGAAUGGGUUUACGACCAACCUAUAGCAACAUGGCUGUCUGCUUACAAAUCCUUGCAACUAUCACAGGCAGUGGUCAACUUGUAAUUGAUCCUGUUCUGCUGCUGGGUGCUUUUCUCACAGGCCUAGGCAGGGAGUGUAUACAUCACCUGGUGAUUUUCCCAAACUAUCAGUCUUAACCAUAGUUCCUCAUUUCUCAUAUGCUCCCUGCUUCACAGCUGGUUUGUAUGAUGGUGGUUGAGUGGUUGAAGUCCUUCAAACCUAGAAGUAUGGCAUUCUGCUUCAGAAACAAAUUCUGCAAUCCUUUUUUUUAAGAUAAGACAAUGGUAAACUGAAGCCUCAUGUAAAAAGACAUUAACUUUUUACAGGAUGUACCUAAGAGGAACUGCUGGUAUUUUAAGAAUUAAUGUGAAAGUAAAAGAUUAUGAAAUAGGACAGAGGCAAUUCUGUGAAGUUCCCUUAAUUCCCUUAGAGGAGAGCGAGUAUGUCUUCACAGGAAAAAAGCCAGUUAGACACAAAUCAUUGUGGAUAGUGUUGAAGAGUGGCUGAGCAGAGUGCUUGUUUUGCUGGUACACCACUUCCUUGGGCAGCUGCUCUGCCUCAGCGGAGGUUUUUCAGCUGGGCACACAGUCAAGCGUCAUUGCAGUGUCAGCAGCUGUGUGCCAGCUCAGAUGCUACCAGUAUAUUUGUUAAUGUUGAUGUGGCCUAAGUGUAUCCAUAGAGGGUAGAACUAAAAUCACAGCAAUAUGAUUGUAGGACUCUGCUCUUGGCAUAUUUCGUAGUGCCUUUUUAAAACCCCAGUCUUGCCCAUGUUAUCAUGUGAAGCCCUCAUUUGUGAAGUCCCAUUGACUUCCCCAAAUGCAGAGCUAAUUGCAUCAGAAGGAUCUAAGGGGUUUACUCCUUCUCUUGAUACUUCAAUGAAAAUUAAUUUCUUAUAUAUUAUGUAUGAGUAAUAUAUUUCUGUUUGUACAUUAAUAUUAAUGUUGCAUAUUUUUGAGCACAAGUUCUAUUCUGUAGGAUUAAAUUAUCUUGGUAAGUAAUAGUGCAGAAUUCAGUUUGAGUUAAAAGUGGACAAUUAAGUGUAGGGGGAGGGUCCUGAGUCACACUUUGGAAAGUGAAAUUAAUCAGCAUUAAUUCUCCUCAGAGUGGGAGAAAAGCAGUUGUGGUGUUUAAAUUACAUAAAAAAAAGGUAUAUAAAAAGCUCCUGAUUUUGCCUUUCUGUUAAAAUCCAGAGAGCUUUUACAAAAUCUGUGAUGGAGAAAAGAGACAAAAGUAUUCUCUUGUGCGUACUUGCAAACUAUUAAUUUUAUUGGCCUACAUCUGUUGCUGAUUGUUGGUGAAGAAAGUAGUGGCUUUAUUGAAUGACAGUCUGUCUUAGUAUGCCUUUUUUAAAAAACAAAGCAAAACCCCCAAAUUUAAAAGGGAAAAAAUAUCAGCUUACUCAGAAUAUCAGCUUUUUGAGUCUCAGACCUGCCAAGUCAAACUCUAUUGCUCUUGCUUUGAUGUCACUUCCUCUGCAGAAUUAUCAGUGUGAUGUUGGUCAUAGUUCCUCCUCAGUGUCUGUAGCCACACAGUGGCUCUGACACAGAUGCUGAGUGUUGGGAUGUCUCUGGAUGGGUUGACAGCUCUAGGGCUUCAGAGGGUCUCAUUGCCUUUGGUUUUAAGUGCAAUGUAAGGGGACAGAAAGCAGUGGGGACUCUGACAGAAAGUUCAGUUGCUGACACAGCCCCAAAUUCCUGAGCACUGCUCAGCAGAUACAUGUGCACUGCUCAGAGACUCAGCCUCACCCAGGAUCAGGCCCUCACACAGAAAGACAGAAAAAGCUGUAUUUGCUUUUUAGAUCCCAAAUCAAAUUCACAGUAUUUUAAGCCUUUUGUAUUCAUAAACUAUAUAAGCCUAAUAUGAAGUAAUUGAGAGAGAAAAUAAAUAUACAACCAUUUGCUGCCAGGUUUUAGAGUUACUUUUCUGACAGGUAUUUCACUUCAGUGCUGAGUUUGAAAGGCCUAGAGAGAGUUAAAGGAUUAGGCAUCUCAAAGGGAAGAGAUACAGUUUUUAAAUGUGGCAAGAUGUGUUUUUUUCUGUGCGGGGAUGUGAGACAUUGCAAGCUAAUGCUCUUCGUCAGGUAGGGGAGGAAAAGGUUUGUAACUAAGAGACAUUGAAGACAGGCAUGAUUAAAUACAGACUCCAGAAUAAAGGUGAAAGACAGAACAGCAGACCAUGAAUUCAAGCAGAAUAGAGAAGUAAGGACUGCUAACAUGAACAUUUGUGUUUAUGACUCAAUAUAUUUUGUGCAUGCAAUAAGUAACCAUAACGAAAGAAAUGAGGAAAAAUAACAUUUCUUUCCAUUUUUCAUUUUGCUUACCUUAUGGAAUUGAGUGUAUUCUUUCCACAGGCAUGUACACUCAGACUCUGUUGUAAUUUAGGCCCUGAUAAAUGAAAACAGUACAGAAAAAUACUUGUAAAAUCUCCAUGAACAUGUUUUUAAAAGGAGUCAGGAAAUACUAAUUAAAGGGUUUUGUGUGAGCAAUUACAAGAGUUGGCGAUUAGUCAAUUAAAAAGAAAAAAGGAAGAUGACAGUGGCCCAUAAGCAAGAUAAAUAACUAACUAUGCAGUGAAACUGGCUAACAUAUGCUUAGCUUUCUAAGAGCUUAAGGUUGACAAAAUAAGCAUCCAGGAAGGUAAGAAAGAAAUACUUAAUUAAAGUACUGUCAAAAUUAAUCUGAACUCUGAUGAAAAAUGGCUAAAUGGACAAAGCUAGGACUGUGGUUGCUCUUGUGUAUCAUGAAGGGCCAAGCACACUGCUAAUGCUUAAUAAAAUAAUGGUAUUAAAAAAAUCAGCAUUAGGAGUUAGCACUGGCAAAUUGCUGUAGUUAGUGUGCAAGUUUCAAGUGUCUUGUUAUUUUCAUAUGAGUUUUUAGAUGCUGUUCACUUUCUCUUGUCAGGUUAUUUUUGUGUCAGUUUAAAAGGUUGAAUUAACUCCACCCUUUAGGUGAGGGGAACUGAGUGAAUGACUGAUAUGGGAGAAGGGAAUUAGACCAUGUGAGAAGUGUAGUAUCACUCUUUUUUGGCAACAGCAGGUUGUCUCAGCUCUGUUAUUGAUCCAUACACUCAGUCUGUGCUAAAACUGAGGGGAAAAAGCCUUGAAAGUCCCCUUCAGUAGUGUGACAAGGGCAAAUAAUGUAAUUAGGUGUAAACAGGAGGUUAUCGAUGGGGUAACAGGUACACAUCAAACCCAUUUUUGAUCAGGCAAGGAAGAGAAGUGUGAAAGGAGCGUAGAACAAACUAUGGAUGCCUGCAAGCCUAAGACUGUAGAUGCCAUGCAUUAGAAGCUAUAAGUGAUAUUUUGGUUAUUUCAUAUAGGGAAUACGUAUUCAGUUAAAAGGGGCAUGGGUGCAGGAGAUUCAGAAAUCAAGGAAACCUGUGCUGUUAAACAAAUGCUUUGUCGUUGAGCUAGUGGCAUCUACUCCCCAUGGAGAAGAAUGAAGUACAGAUUAGAAGUAACAUAAUGAAGUAUAAUACACAAUAAAUUACUCACAAAAAUAUCCAUUCCAAAAUUCUCAGUGAAAGCAGCUGAAGAUAAAAGGAAACAUUAAGCAGAUAAACUUGCGGUCUUUAAGAAGAAGCAUCAACAACCUGGGAAAAGGCCACUAAACAAACAUUUAACAGGGAAUAUAAGGCUUAUGCAUGAAGGUUCUGGUUUGUGAGCUUGAUUUAAACUGUGAGGAACAGAAGAGGAAGGCUAAUCAAAGACACCAUAGUAGAAUGUUUGGAUUUAAUGAAGGAUAGAGGGCAAAGAUUCACAGAGGGAGGAUCACGCUUAAAAUUUUCAAUAAAGAGUAUUUUUAGAGAAUAGCCACAAGUGCUGACAGAGAAGCCUAUAAACAUGAUUUACCAGGAUUUUAGCAAAGCUUUUGAAAUGGUAUAGCACAAAAGACUAAUCUGUUGGGUGAAUAAGUACGGCGUAGGGAGAGAUACUUUCUUUGAUUAAAAAAGAAAAGAAACACGAUCUUGGGUAUGGAAAGCAUGUGAGUCCUGUGAAUUGAAGCAGGUUGGUUUGGAGGGGUGUAAAUAAUGGAAAGCCUUAAGAAUCAUUAUUUGCACCAAUUUUGUUGAACUUAUGCAGCAUAUCAGUAGUCUGGAAGAAAGAAUAAGUAGUAAGGUGAUGAAAUUCCCUGAUAGUACAAAACCGGGGAAAUGUCAGAACAAAAUAGGCAAGUGAUAAAAUACUGAAUGAUUUUGACAAGGAGGUGGAGCAUGAGUCAAUAAGUAGCAUAUGCAGUUCAUUUUCAAGUAAUAUAAUGAGGCAAGGGAAUAGGAAAAAAAGAAUGUAUCAGUACCUCAGACAGUCAGAGGGCACAAAAGUCCACACAGAAGUAUUUUCUGCAUACUUUUGAAGCACUUCUGAAUAGAACUGUAAAUCCUCUAGCAGUGUGGUUAUUAGUUGUUUUGCUUUAUUUAUGAAAGCAAAGCAAAUAAAGUUCUGUUCACAGAAUUGAAGUACCAAUUGAAAGUUUGUAUUCCUGGACUGUUCAUAAAAGCAGGAAAGUCUCAUUUUUCAUGACAUGGACAUGCUGGGCACCUUUAUAGAAAAGAAAUUCAGAAAACUGCAGAGUGGUAAGUGAGGAUUGGGACAAUAAUUAAAGGUCUAGGUGACAUUAAUUAUUCAAAAGGUUAGGGAGACACAUGCAUAUGCCCAAUCCAAAGCUCUUAAAAUGAAGUCACAGAGAAAAUUUGAAUGCUGAAGCCUUUAAAAUGGUUGUGAAAACAGGAAUGCAACAGGCACCCAAUGGUCUUGUGAGACAUUUGUCCAAGCAGUUACUUUUCUUACAGUGAUUUUGAAAGGCCCCAGGAAUGUCUUAGGCCUCAGAUUUACACUCAGCAUGGAGGAGACAAAUUGGCACUUAGGUUCUUGACAGGAGGGGGUUCAGUGAAGGACUAUGGGCUGGCUUGCUGAUUGGAGAGUUUUUAUUAAAAGAUGAGGUAAUGAUAAUAUUAAUAAUAAUAAUAAUAGUAGGAAAAAGUUAAACCACGUUCUUAAUCGCAUGUGCCUUUCUCCUCUGGAAAAAAUCCUUGGUAGUUUUUGCUAGACAGCACAGAACACGUUGCAUCUUCUUUUAGAACAGGUUGCAUCUUCUCCAUUAACUGAACUGGUUCUGUCUGAGUCCAUAUAGAAAUGUACUGGCAAGAGCAUUCUGUAGCCCAUCCUUGCUGAUUUGAAAUUACUCUCUUACAGGAAGUAUAUGUCAGCUUUUUUCUGUGUUUGUAGGGAAGAAUGACAAUAUUGUCAUUCUUCUGUCUCCCCAGGAGACUGACAGGUAUCCUUUGGGAAAAGCAGCUGUGGCAGGUUAGGGUGUAAGUGCCCUUAACUGACCACUCUUCAUUGUGUGGAGUGGAUAUGCUGAGGGCAAUGAGCUGGAGCAGCAGGGCCUGGGGCGCCUCCUCAGUCCUGCUGAGUCCUCCACACGCUGGUGGCUUGGGCAGAGGGGCAAGGGAGCUCAGCAAGAGCUCCCUGCUGCAAACAGCUGGAGCAGGACAAGGCAAGGAUGGCUGUCACAGCCCUGAGCUCCUUUCUGUUUAGAGCCAUCUUGCACUGCAAAGGCUGGAGACACUUGAGAGAAAUUCGAAUGCCUCCUUGAGUCACAGUCCAAUUCUUCUUCCGUGGUGUGUCACACAAGUGCUACAAGGCUUAUUUCCUUCCUAUCCAGGCAAGGGGCAUGGAGCUGCAAUACCUCAGGGUUCUUUUCUGUCUUAUUCCCCCAAGUUUCCCCUUUUUGGGAACAGUGUGAGGAGGGGCUGGGUCUCCCCCCAGAUCUCACCCUUGUAGGGAAUUGGGAUCAGCCAUGAAGCACAUCAGGACCCAGGAACUCCUGCUAGCAGUUAUGAGUCCCGUGGUUCUGAUAAAGCUUGUGAGACUAAUGUGCAACUUGCAGCAAACAAGGACUUCCUUAGCAUGUGAAACAUAUGGAAAUAACUAUGUGGGUUUUGUUCAACAUGGUGUUAAAACGACUGGGUUUGAUCACUUUGAAAAUCUAGGAGUAAAUGGAAUUUACUGAGUAUGCUUUUAAAAUGAAAACUUAAUCAUGCACAAGUUUAGACACUUUGAGAUGAGUGUGUAUUGAGAUAAUAAAAGUUGAUGUCAACAUUUUAGAGUAUGCUUGGAAACAAAAAAGAAUGAGUGCUUGAUCAAGCAGCAGUCACAAAAACAAUCUUCUCUUCAUGAUGAAAAGAAAAACUGUGUGUGAUUCUGCAAAUAUGUCAGAUCAUUUUGAACAGGCUAGUAAGUGCUAGUAAAUUAUUAUUUUUUGUUGUUGUCAAAUCACUUUACUUUUUAACAUUUGACUUCAAAAAAUCCCCAACCUUUGUAUGUGUUGUCUUUAUGUACAUCACUCAUAAUUUUGCUGACAAUUUUUGACAUGCACUCUGCAUUGCUCUGCUAACAAGAGAAAAGACCAGCCAUUACAUUUAUGUUUCUUUGUUUUUCAACAAAGUCACAUAUCAGGAAUAAUGCUAGGGGUAUGCUAAUAAACAACACAUAGUGGCAGUCAUCGGGGAGUAAGAAAUAUUUUCUAACUAGUUCUAAAGGGAAACAAUGUUUUUUAAAAAGGGAGAGUGAUUGUUAUUUAUGCAAUAUUGUUCUAUAUGUCAGCAUCAAAAAGCAUCUUGUAAAGAGCUUAGCAUAAUAAAUCAUUGAUUUUGACUGUCAUUAUUCAGAGGUCUUUGCUAGAUCUAGAUGUAGUGUAGUAAGGUUAAAUUUACCAACAUAUAAUAGGAAAUCCUUAGAAUGAAUCUGAUUUUCUACCAAUGACACCAGAAUUGUCACAGGAACGAAAAAAAGAGAAAAAGUAUUUUAUCUUUUAAAACAGCUAGCUUUACAAACAGUAACAGUAACACUAAGUCAAAGGAGAUUUGGUUUCUUGGUGUCCAUUGUUUUUUCGUUGUCUACAUAAUGAUUUAACUAGGUUAAAUUUUGAAAAACUAAGGCUAGUUUAAAUGAAAAUCAGCAAAAAAAGGCUUAUUGUUGUUUCCACCGUGAAGAGACGCAGAACAUUUUAUUGUCAUUGAGAAAAUUAAAACAUCCUCUGUGUAUUGCGAAGCAAUGGGAGAUUUGUAAAGAGGAGCCCACAGGAACACUUAAUUUCAGAGUUGACUUUGAUUAGUCACUAAUUUUUCAGUUAACUUGGUAAGGCAAAACAACAAAUGUUUCAAAAAUCUAUAUAUUCCUGCUUACAGGCUUGAAAUAGGAAGAUACUUAAUAGAUGGCUGCUUUAUCUGUCUGGGACGGGGCACCUAAAUUUAGAUGCUGAUAAAAAAAUCCAGCAAGUCUUUAUUACUGUUUGGAGUCAGGUAAAAAUAAACAACACCCUUUAAAAAUAUAAUUGAUAAUGCCAGCUGCAUAAAACUCUUCACAAGAUAAAUAUAUACAAGAGAGGCUGUAUUUUUGAUGCACAUUAUCCAGUGAACCCUAUUUCUUCUCCAACUAAUAUAUGGGAAAUCUGCAAUUUAAUGCAUCUGUUCCAGCUUCUUGUGACUUUACAUUCUUUAAAAAAUAUAUGUUUUUCUGUGUUUUUUUCUUCUUCUUUUUGCUGAUGUAGGCAAGGUGCCUGUGGCUGUACAGAAAGAUCUGUGUCUCUUGAGUUACUGCCUUGAUGUGGCAGUUCAGGGCUUACCUUGACAAUGUUGCAUCUUCAAAACAAGAAUUGAGCUCUUCAGGAUUGUUACCUUAGGACUUGAGUCCUUGAUACUACAAUUAUGCAGUUGAAUAAUGUUAUGAAUCUGGCUUGUCUCAUUAGAUACCUGGAUAACUGCAGAUUUUAAGUCUUAUGAAGGAAAAAAUAACCUUACUUUGAAUACACCCUUAGCUUUCACUUUUAAAACAAUGCUUUCCAAUAUCAACUCUAUGGCUAAUUCAGAUAAAGAAAAAGAAUAAGAGAAAAUGCAGUUACAUUUUUAGGAUGUUGAAAUGUCUUGGAUAAGUUAUAUACCUCGUAGAAAAGCAAAAGAGCAGAUCUUUUUUGAAAGACAUCAAGACAGAAAUGAAAAAUGUGUUCUGUGCACCGAAUUGAGCAGAGUAAUGCAUUUCCUGGUUUAUAAUGAAAUUUGAGCUGUAUACACCAUGAUUUUUAAGUAAGUCAAGCCCAAUCUAAUGUGGCCAGAAGGCAUGGUCUCUGGCUAGUUUCCAGUCAGUUUUAGUACAGGCUUGCCAAUAGAUAUUACUGAAGCAAAUGCCCUGAUACAGGGACUUUUUGUCCAGACUAGUUGGGAGGUUUUCCUCAUUGAAAAAUGGCAGCCUGAUGGACCAUUUACAAUGUGUGGUGCAGAGUAGAUUCUGCAGCCUCACUGAAAAUGAGAGAAGCAUAUUCUUCACUUCUGUGUUCUUUUCCUGGCUUCUUCCUUGUUCUUCCAUUGGUGGAAUGGAAUAAAGUGAAGGAUCCCCAUUGAUUUCAGUGUUGUUUGGCUUACAUCCCAUAUAUCCUCAUUCCAUUUUGCCUUCCAUGAGUAGGAUACUGAUGUUUUAGCAAUACUGAUGUGUUCAUGUUGUUAGGAAGUUGACAACAAUCUCUACCACGUUUCAGGAAACUCAAAUGAAAGGUACUACAUGACCUGCAGAGUGUUAUUGUUUUAAUCUUAAUAAUUAAGCCUUAAUGAAAGCACUACUGGAGAGCUUCAAAUGACCACUGUGAACUUGGU